Molecule: messenger RNA, 366 nt
Organism: Trichomonas vaginalis G3
Lineage: Eukaryota; Parabasalia; Trichomonadida; Trichomonadidae
Exons: 1
Coding region: 1-366 (121 amino acids)
Source: RefSeq, a predicted model, not a curated record
AUGUCUGAUCAUGUUAAGAUCUCUCCGGAAAAUAUUACUCCUUGGUCAAAAGAGGAGUUCCAAACACUCCUAGAUUCCAUAGAGAAUGAUCUCGACGAUGAAAUGCUUGGUGCCCAAAUAGCGAUCAGAGUCAAACUUGGAGAAACAAGAGAAAACGUGAAGAAACUCAAAGAAAAGCUUACAGAACUUACUGAAAUCGAUGUUUAUUAUCGAAGUAUCGAAAGAUCUCUUACCAAACUCAAAAAGCAAGACCAAUGCCUCGUGGUUAUCGUUCAGAAACUUGCACUGAUGAGAAAUACAUAUCACGAAUACCUCCAUGUGAGAGAUUUACCAUCUUAUAGCACUCCAGAGGUCAACUUUUCAUAA